GCGCGGGAGGCCCCUUGCCUGCUCCCCUAGCCAAGGGGCUUGGACUGGUUCAGAGGGGGUGAAGGCAGCAGAUACCCGCCCUGCUCCCAGCCUGGGGCCGUCUGCUGCUUCUGCCUGUGUUGGGCAGUGCUGUCCUGUGCUAGCAUUUGGUGACACCGGUCUUGCCACUCACCAUCGCUGUCGGAGUUGACUGUGAGGCCGCAGCAGAAGUCCUUCUUUCUUGUAAAACUGACCUGCUCCCUUACCCCUCUCUCACAGCGCAGGAGAUGGCAGCCCCCAGUUGUUCUCGCUUGGUGAGCGUGAGCGCGCUCGGUCCCUCUGCCUGUCUCCACUCCUCUUCUCUUUGCAGAGCCAGUUCUUCAAGACCUUGCCCAGGGCCUGCACCACACAGGGAGCAGCACUGAAUGGGAUGCAGUUUUACUCCGGCCUGCAGGCAGAGGAUGGGCACUGGGCUGGUGACUACGGGGGGCCCCUCUUCCUCCUGCCAGGUCUCUUGAUCACCUGCCAUGUUGCCAAGAUCCCACUGCCAGAGGGUUACAAGGAGGAGAUGGUGCGCUACCUGCGCUCGGUGCAACUCCCAGACGGAGGAUGGGGAUUGCAUGUGGAAGAUAAAUCAACAGUGUUUGGCACAGCGCUCAAUUACACCUCUCUGAGGAUCCUGGGAGUUGGGCCAGAUGACCCUGACCUUGUGCGGGCUCGGAUCAACCUCCACAGCAAAGGUGGUGCUGUGGGAAUCCCUUCCUGGGGGAAGUUUUGGCUGGCUGUCUUGAAUGUUUACAGCUGGGAGGGAAUGAACACGCUAUUUCCUGAGAUGUGGCUGCUCCCUGCUUGGUUCCCGGCACAUCCUUCCACACUGUGGUGUCACUGCCGCCAGGUUUACCUUCCAAUGAGCUACUGUUAUGCUUCCCGACUGACUGCUGAAGAGGAUGAGCUGGUGCAGAGCCUCCGACAGGAGCUGUAUAUCCAGGACUACUCCAGCAUUGACUGGCCGGCCCAGAGGAACAAUGUGGCUGCCUGUGAUCUGUAUACCCCACACAGCUGGCUGCUGACAGUUGCCUAUGCCAUACUGAACUUGUAUGAAGCCCACCACAGCUAUCGCCUGCGCCAACGAGCCAUAGAUAAGCUGUAUGACCACAUCAAGGCUGAUGACCGGUUCACCAAAGCUAUCAGCAUUGGCCCGAUUUCCAAAACCAUUAACAUGCUGGUUCGCUGGUAUGUGGAGGGAUCAAGCUCCCUGGCUUUCCAGGAGCACGUCUCCAGAAUCCCAGAUUAUCUCUGGCUGGGACUUGAUGGCAUGAAGAUGCAGGGCACCAAUGGAUCCCAGCUCUGGGAUACAGCCUUUGCUAUCCAAGCCUUCCUGGAGGCUGGAGCCCAAGACAACCCAGAGUUCAGUUCUUGUCUAAGACAAGCCCAUGAGUUCCUCCGAAUCAGCCAGAUCCCGGACAAUCCACCUGACUACGAGAAGUACUAUCGCCAGAUGAACAAGGGCGGAUUUCCCUUUAGCACCCGGGAUUGUGGCUGGAUCGUGGCUGACUGCACUGCGGAGGGGCUGAAGUCAGUGAUGCUGCUGCAGGAGAAAUGCUCCUUCAUAACAGAGCAUGUCCCUCCCCAGCGCCUCUUUGAUGCUGUGAAUGUGUUGCUGAGCAUGAGAAACUCUGAUGGAGGCUUUGCCACGUAUGAAACCAAGCGGGGUGGCCGGCUGCUGGAGCUGCUGAACCCCUCAGAGGUGUUUGGGGACAUUAUGAUAGACUACACCUAUGUGGAGUGCACAUCAGCAGUCAUGCAGGCGCUGAAACACUUCCAUGAAGAGUUCCCUGAACACAGGGCACAGGAGAUCAGAGAGACGCUGUGGAAAGGGCUGGAGUAUUGUCGCCGGAUGCAGAGGUCUGACGGGUCGUGGGAAGGGAGCUGGGGGGUCUGUUUCACAUAUGGCACCUGGUUUGGUCUGGAGGCGUUGGCCUGCAUGCAGCACAUGUACCAUGACAGAACUGCGUGCAAGGAGGUGGCCCAGGCCUGCCAGUUCCUGGUCUCCAAGCAGAUGGAGGAUGGUGGCUGGGGAGAGGACUUUGAGUCCUGUGAGCAGCGUAGAUAUGUGCAGAGUGCCACAUCCCAGAUCCACAACACCUGCUGGGCCCUGCUGGGACUCAUGGCCGUCAGGUAUCCUGAUGUUGAGGUGCUGGAGAAGGGCAUCAAGCUUUUGAUGGACAAGCAGCUGCCCAAUGGUGACUGGCCUCAGGAGAACAUCGCUGGUGUGUUCAACAAGUCCUGUGCCAUCAGCUACACCUCCUACCGAAACGUCUUCCCCAUCUGGACAUUGGGGCGCUUCUCACGCCUGCACCCCAACAGCUCUCUGGCUGGCAAGUUGAAGCCUGGAUCCCUGGAUGGUACAGAGACGGUUCUGGCUGGAGGAAAGCUGAACCAGGGGGUUUCCUGCACCUGAGCUUGGGCCCUCAGCAAAUGUCCCAUCUCAGCAGUGACAGCCUAGAUGCCUACAGGUGUAAAUAUAGGAGGUGGUUAGGCCCUGGAGUGCUCUUCUACUGGUGAAUUCCACAAACUAAUUUUUCUUGUAGUCCUAGAUUGGUACCUACCUGUGUGUGGCUUUGGCUUCUUCACAGUCAGAUCCCCUGCUAAUUGGUGGUACGGGUCAUUCUUUAAUUUUGUUCCAGGAAUUCUUCUAUUCAAGGCUGCAUCUUUCAAGUAAAAGUAUCAGGACAGGCAGAAGUGCUUCACAGCUCCUUCAAACGCAGAUGUGCCCACAUUUUGG
Gavialis gangeticus (Gharial) is the source of this 2764-nucleotide messenger RNA. RefSeq names its product lanosterol synthase (2,3-oxidosqualene-lanosterol cyclase) (gene LSS). Gene Ontology annotation, cellular component: lipid droplet. NCBI's taxonomy places the organism in Eukaryota, Metazoa, Chordata, Crocodylia, Gavialidae. The transcript is spliced from 20 exons. Gene Ontology annotation, molecular function: lanosterol synthase activity. The record is from RefSeq and is a predicted model, not a curated record. Bases 410 to 2440 code for a protein of 676 amino acids. Gene Ontology annotation, biological process: cholesterol biosynthetic process; triterpenoid biosynthetic process.